AUGGAGACUUUGCAAUCGUGUUCAAGUGAUUCGGGUGUUGGAAAAACGUGUGUGUUGUUACGUUUUUGUGAUUCAGCAUUCAGUACAACGUUUAUUUCCACAAUUGGAAUUGACUUUAAAAUUCGUACAAUCGAUUUAGAAGGUCGGAAGAUAAAAUUACAGAUAUGGGAUACUGCUGGUCAAGAACGUUUCAAAACGAUAACAAGUUCGUAUACCGCUUAUUAUCGUGGUGCUAUGGGAAUUAUGCUAGUGUAUGAUAUUACAAGUGAAAAAAGUUUUGAUAAUAUUAAAAAUUGGAUUAGAAACAUUGAAGAACAUGCAUCAGCCGAUGUUGAGCGAAUGCUUAUCGGAAAUAAAUGUGAUAUGGCUGAUAAACGACAAGUCGGUCGGGAAAAAAGUGAACAACUAGCAAUAGAAUAUGGAAUAAAAUUCAUGGAAACAAGUGCCAAAGCAAACAUUAAUGUGGAAGAAGCCUUUACUACGUUAGCAAAAGAUAUUAAAGCAAAAAUUGAUAAAAAGAGCGGUCCGGAGACAGCGCCAACUGUUAUUAAACCAAAUAAAAAUCAUCAUGAAAAGAAAGUGUCGUCAUUUUGGUCAAAAUGUUCAUUAUUAUGA
Molecule: messenger RNA, 615 nt
Organism: Didymodactylos carnosus
Lineage: Eukaryota; Metazoa; Rotifera; Eurotatoria; Philodinida; Philodinidae
Source: the annotation of a GenBank genome assembly